GGACAGCGGAGAAAGAGUCUGGGGCGCGCGUGCGCAGCGGCGUGGGGAGGAGCGGGGAGGAGCGGGGACCUGGCCGCGGACUGGGAGGCUGCGAGGAGGAGCGAGCCGCGGGCCGGGCGGGCGGCGGGCGCGCGCACCAUGGGGGAGAAGCCCGGCACCAGGGUCUUCAAGAAGUCCAGCCCUAACUGCAAGCUCACUGUGUACUUGGGCAAGCGGGACUUUGUAGACCACCUGGACAAAGUGGAUCCUGUAGAUGGCGUGGUGCUUGUGGACCCCGACUACCUGAAGGACCGCAAAGUGUUUGUGACCCUCACCUGCGCCUUCCGCUACGGCCGCGAGGACCUGGACGUGCUGGGCCUGUCCUUCCGCAAAGACCUGUUCAUCGCCACCUACCAGGCCUUCCCCCCGACGGCCAGCCCGCCCCGGCCCCCCACCCGCCUGCAGGACCGGCUGCUGAGGAAGCUGGGCCAGCAUGCCCACCCCUUUUUUUUCACAAUACCCCAGAACCUGCCCUGCUCCGUCACCCUGCAGCCGGGCCCGGAGGACACAGGGAAGGCCUGUGGGGUAGACUUUGAGAUCCGAGCCUUCUGUGCCAAAUCGCUAGAAGAGAAAAGCCAUAAAAGGAACUCUGUGCGGCUGGUGAUCCGAAAGGUGCAGUUCGCCCCAGAGAAACCCGGCCCCCAGCCUUCAGCUGAAACCACACGCCACUUCCUCAUGUCCGACCGGUCCCUGCACCUUGAGGCUUCCCUGGACAAGGAGCUGUACUACCACGGGGAGCCCCUCAGCGUCAACGUUCACGUCACCAACAACUCCACCAAGACUAUCAAGAAGAUCAAAGUCUCUGUGAGACAGUAUGCUGACAUCUGCCUCUUCAGCACUGCCCAGUACAAGUGCCCCGUGGCUCAGAUCGAACAAGACGACCAGGUGUCUCCCAGCUCCACGUUCUGCAAGGUGUACACGGUCACCCCGCUGCUCAGCAACAACCGGGAGAAGCGCGGCCUGGCCCUGGACGGGAAGCUCAAGCACGAGGACACCAACCUGGCCUCCAGCACCAUCGUGAAGGAGGGUGCCAACAAGGAGGUGCUGGGGAUCCUGGUGUCGUACAGGGUCAAGGUGAAGCUGGUGGUGGCCCGCGGUGGGGACGUCUCAGUGGAGCUGCCUUUUGUUCUUAUGCACCCCAAGCCCCAUGACCACGUCAGCCCCCCCAGACCCCAGUCAGCGACUCCUGAAACAGAUGUCCCUGUGGACACCAACCUCAUUGAAUUUGAUACCAAUCCCAUUGCCGCUCUAACACCCCGGUCUGCAGGCGGAGGGUGGGAAGCUGAGCAGAGGGUCCGAAGCCCUCGCCUCAACCCCCCCUUUCCGCCUCCAAGCUACGCCACAGAUGACGACAUCGUGUUUGAGGACUUCGCCCGGCUUCGGCUGAAGGGGAUGAAGGACGAGGACUACGAAGACCAGUUCUGCUAGGAAGGGGUGCUGGAAGAAGGGGGUGGAUGGUGCUGGGAGGGGGAGGGGCAGGACCAAGACCCCCCCCCGCCCCCACUGCCACUGGGGUGGGUCCCUGCCCCUUUUCCCUUCCCCUCCUUCCAGCUUCCUCAACCAACCCCUCCCCUCCCCUCUCCCUCUCCUGUCCCAGCCCCUCCCCCCGUACGCACUGGACCCAUCUCCUGUUGAACAUGGGCAUUAAUUCUUCGACUACAGCUGUGCUGCCCCACCCCCCCCACCCCCCCAGCGGGUGGCAAGCUGUGUUCAGACCUAAAAUUGUUGGAGGGGGGGGAUGCUGAAAUGAGGAGUGAUAGUAGGAAAAGGGGGAAGGCACAACUGCACACUCAACCUCAUGCCCUCUCGUCACCGUCUGCCUCCCACUCCUUCAAGCUGAGACCCUUUGCAGGGGGCAAAGCCACUUCUCUGUUUCUGAGCAUAAAGAAUAAACCUUUUCAUAGGC
Pipistrellus kuhlii (Kuhl's pipistrelle) is the source of this 1945-nucleotide messenger RNA. RefSeq names its product arrestin beta 2 (gene ARRB2). Gene Ontology annotation, molecular function: angiotensin receptor binding. NCBI's taxonomy places the organism in Eukaryota, Metazoa, Chordata, Mammalia, Chiroptera, Vespertilionidae. Gene Ontology annotation, cellular component: cytoplasm. Gene Ontology annotation, biological process: positive regulation of ERK1 and ERK2 cascade; signal transduction; G protein-coupled receptor internalization. The record is from RefSeq and is a predicted model, not a curated record. The transcript has 15 exons. Bases 139 to 1467 code for a protein of 442 amino acids.